AUGGAUCUGAAGGCUUUCCAUAGGUUCGACGGGGGGGAGGCGGCGGACUCCCUGCACCCGUCCAGGCAGAGGGACGGCUACUACGUGAAAGAUCAGCUGGAUCACUUCGGGCGCAACAACGCGCUCGACCUCCAGGAGACGGUCAUAUGCGUGGACAGCUCGCUGCGGGAUCCCGUCAUCUACCCGUCUUCUGCGAACUUCAAGGUCUACCUGCGGACGCCUCUCGCGAACGUCGUCUCGUGCGACCUCCUGAGCGCGGAGUUCCCGAACGUCCAGUACGCCGUGACGUCCAGGAACAACGGCUUCGCAUUCGCCGAGACCGUGGGAGGCGAGGAUAGGGUGGGGUACUUCGUGCUGCCCACGGGGAGCUACGACGGGCCCGACCUCGCGGAGGCGGUGGCGCGGCUGAUGAACCUCACGUCGGGGGCCACCGGGGCCGGAGCCUACGCCGUGACGUACAGUUCGCUGCGCUCCAAGUUCGUGUUCUCGAUCGCGGAGCCGUCCGCCGGGGUGUCCCGCUUCAAGCUGCUGUUCGCGCGCGUGGGCUCGUGCCAUAGGCCCUUGGGGUUCGACGCGGCGGACACGGAUUGGAACGUGGGCUAUGCGAACGAGGGGGUGGAUCCGUCGGACCCGGAGUACAAGGACGCGAUCGCGUCGACGAACUACGCGGAUCUCUUCGGGGAUAUGUACGUGUAUCUCACGAGCCCCGAGCUGGACACCAAGUUCCACGAGACCACGUACACGCGGUCGUUGAGCAGCGCGAGCAGCCCGUCGGUCGGGAACGCAUUCGUGCGCCUCUCGCUGUUCGGUCAGCCGGGCGACGUGAUAUACUACUCCGCGACGACCGCCACGCAGAGUGUGAGCGCGUUCCCCGCUCGGAAAAAAAUGGGGGGUGAGGACAAGAGGCGGGGCGCGAUGGCCGACUUCAACACCGACCUCAGGGGCUUCUUGAACCAGCUCAACAGGGCGUUCCCGGACUACCGACCACUACAGAGGCUGAGGAACAACGCGAAGCGAAGGAUGGCCAAUUCGCCCGACGUGCCGGCGGCGUCCUUCGCGUCCUUCUUCGAGGGCGACCAGGAAGCCCUCAUCGCGCUGCGCAACGGGGACGUGGACGCGCUCUUGACGCAGGAGCGGGUCGUGGGGUGCCCUAUCGGAGCGAUCGCGGCGAAGCUCUGGGGGGGCAUGUCCGCCGGAUCGAGGGAGGCCAGCCGCAGGCACCUGCUGACGCUGGCGGCGGCCGCCGGGCUCGCCGAGGGGACCGACCCCGCUCUCGCGAACGGCGCUCGGGCCUGGUCCGCGGUCUUCUCCGAGGUGCUGGGCAAGCGCGUGAUGGUCCCGUCGGCGUUCCUCGGGAAGAUGGAGAGGGUGGUCGAGCUCCUGAGGGACCUGAUCGAGGCCAUGGAGGACGACGACCUGCGGCCGGAGGAGCUGGAGGAGAUGCUGGACGGAGUGGACCUGGACCUGGGGGCGAUCGCGGAGAGCGGCGGCGACGAGGGGGAGAGGCAGGGGCAGGGGCUCUCGGAGGCACUCAAGAAGCUCCUGCCCCGCUUCAAGGAGGUCAUGGCCGCGGGGGGCGCCGGUGGGCGCCUGGAGUCGGCGGAGGUCGCCGAGUACGUGGUGGCGAAGCUGAAGGACGAGCGCUGCGUCAAGCCGGUGGCCUCCCUGCGGUCCGCCUUCUCGAACGUCCAGUCGCGGCACCUGCAGUCCGCGCUGGCCAAGCUGGCGGGCGCCGUCGACGUCUCAUCGGUCGAGUCCGCCGUGGCCUCCGUCAGGGCGAUCGAUCCCCGGGACUUCGAGGAGGAGAUGAGGGGGAUGGCGAAGGGCGUGGAUGCGUCCAAGCUCCAGGCGGUGGCCCGGUCCCUGGGGCAGCUGCUCGAGACGUCGGGGGUGGCGGGUGCGUUGGGCGUCGAGGACGUCUCCGAGAAGCUCGACGGCAUGUUCGGGGGGCGGGAGGGGUCGGAGAGGGGCGUGGUGUCCACCCUGAUGAGCUCCGAGGCGGCGCCGGGCAUGAUCUCGCAGAUCCCCGCUGCGAUCGGAGACGACGGCUCGCUCGACUUGGGCAGGGCGGCGGCGAUGGCGAUGAGGAGCAGGAGGGUCCCCAAGCGGCCGCGGGUCACCGGGAAGCGCUGA
Klebsormidium nitens is the source of this 2133-nucleotide messenger RNA. NCBI's taxonomy places the organism in Eukaryota, Viridiplantae, Streptophyta, Klebsormidiophyceae, Klebsormidiales, Klebsormidiaceae. The record is from the annotation of a GenBank genome assembly.